This is a messenger RNA of Mya arenaria, 1768 nucleotides long. RefSeq names its product cadherin-related hmr-1-like. The transcript has 4 exons. The record is from RefSeq and is a predicted model, not a curated record. Gene Ontology annotation, molecular function: cadherin binding; calcium ion binding. Bases 1 to 576 code for a protein of 191 amino acids. Gene Ontology annotation, cellular component: membrane; catenin complex. Lineage: Eukaryota; Metazoa; Mollusca; Bivalvia; Myida; Myidae. Gene Ontology annotation, biological process: homophilic cell-cell adhesion.
AUGGUAGUUUCACGAUUGCUUCCGGAGAUGGGAAAGCAGAGGACACAACUGCUGGGACAGCGCUCUUUACAGCCACUGCAACUGUUGGCGGUACAGCCUCCUAUGAGCUUGUUGAUGAUGCAGGCGACCAGGGCUACUGACGACGGGGGUGGCGCUGUUGGAACAGCCACUAUUACCCUCCCAAUAACUGACGUCAACGAGGCGCCAACGUACGCUAAUGCGCAAAACGAGGCAUGUGCCGUGGACAACUCUGCCGCUGACACUGUGAUAGGCACCUACACGGCCACAGAUCAGGACUCUGGUGAUACCAUCACAUACUCCAUAAACUCUGGGAACACCAACACUGACUUUACAUACGGGACGGAUGGCAAAAUAAAAGUAGCGACAAGCAAGACCCUUGACAUGAGUACGACGGCUACCUACACGUUGGUACUCCAUGCCACUGAUGAUGACGGCACAGCCCUUACCGGAUCCUCCACGGUGACCGUUAGCGUCCAGGCAGCUUGCGGUGCAGGAGCAAUUGGCGCCAUGUUUGCGUCUGUGCUACUGGCAGCGAUUGUUUCGUAUUUGAUCUAAAAAGGAGUUGUAUCAGAUACCUUUAAGACGUUUCUUUUUCAACAUUACCUAGUUUUUGGUUAAAAAAAUAAUGCCCUGUGAUGGUGAACUAGUGAGUCAUAUAUUAAAUUGAACCAAUUUAACAAGAACAAAAAAAUGACAAAAGGGCACGUAUUUCAUAUACGUCAAUUCACGAACCAGAUUUCUUAACGAUUUCGUAGCUUAUUUUUGAAUUUAUGGAUUAAUUCGCUUGAAUCAAAGUAUGUGUUACAUUUUCCUUAACUGUAGUAGCAAACCUGUAUUUUUUACUCAAAUAAAUAAAACAAAAAGAAUCGUAUUCAAGCCCCAAUUUUGAUAAAAGAAAAGUUGCAAUCCUCUCAUUGUACGUGCACGUGUACAUUUUGGUUACUUGUAGAAAGCUAUGCAAUGCACGUUUGUUCGCAAUUGAUACAUUUAAAGCGCCACAGACACACUGGUUUAAGUCAUAGGCGUAUGCAAACUAAAUUAUCUUAUAUGAAUACAUGGUAACAUCGGGAAGAAAUGAUUAAGAAAUUACAAACAAAGUCAAUGAAUGUUCUUAAGCCUAAACAUCCAAAAAUAUGUUUUAACAUGACUUUCAACACCAACUGAUAGUAUUAAUACAAUUACACAUAGUGUGUCGCUACCUUUAUUUCAUAUUAAAAGUAGCGUAUCGCAACAUCUUUUUUGUAUUACAAAUAGAGUAUUGCAACUUCUCUUUCGCCUUAAUUGUAUUUUUAGUAAUGUGCCACACACUAUAUGUGUCUAUAUCUUUUAUCAAAAAUGUAAUUUGUUCAAGUAUUGUAAACAUCUUGUGCAUACAUUUAAAAACACAGCUCAUACUAGGCACAACUGACAUUUAUAAAAACAACAACACAAUUAAAGUGUUUACUUUUGUACUCUUCUUGUGUGAUAUAUUGCCAAUGAUUUUAAUACUAGUAUUAUGUGUAUACUAAUCCGGAUGCCAGUCAUGAUAUCGGAGAUUGUCUCAUUUUCAAAACAAAAACACAAAUAUACUUACAUUGGAUUACGUAAAAUUGUAAUCAAGAGCAUAGGUUAAUCCAUGAUGAAUUACUGGCGCAGUAACGACUAUUGGAUUUUCUUAGAGCAGUAUCUCUUUCUCUUUUGGCCAUAUUUGAGACAAUUUCCUCUGACGAGCUACCGAUUGUUUGAUGAAAUAAAUUAUAUAAAACGC